AUGCUACAAAUCCUUCAAAAGCAACAUGAUCAAAUGGCCCAAUUACUAUGUUAUAAUGUGUUUUUAAUUAAAGAUUGGUCAUUACUUAUUAAGUUAACAGAUAAUUUUUAUCAAUAUGACAUGGCUAGAGAAGAUGACUAUGAUCAACUGCAAUCUCUGUUGUCAUCAUUAACCAAGACAACAAAACUACUUUCACCUGAACCAUUGUCAUUUCAACACCUAGAAAAGUUUAGACAAACCUCUAAUAUUCAACAGAAACAAGGAUCUAAACAAAAAUUUGAACUUGGAAUGGGUUAUGCAAAGAAAGCUCUUGAUCUUGCAAUUUGGGCUAAUAAAAUUAAGGAGUUUAUUGAUCAAAUAGAGAAAUUUAUUGAUGAAAUAAAAGAUAAAUUGUUCAACAAACAACAUGAUACUGAUCACUUGUUUAUUGGAGAUUCAUUAUAUGUAUCACACAAAGGUUAA
This is a messenger RNA of Cetraspora pellucida, 462 nucleotides long. The record is from the annotation of a GenBank genome assembly. Lineage: Eukaryota; Fungi; Glomeromycota; Glomeromycetes; Diversisporales; Gigasporaceae.